Messenger RNA from Caenorhabditis remanei, 888 nucleotides. RefSeq lists its product as uncharacterized. Gene Ontology annotation, molecular function: structural constituent of ribosome. Lineage: Eukaryota; Metazoa; Nematoda; Chromadorea; Rhabditida; Rhabditidae. The record is from RefSeq and is a predicted model, not a curated record. Gene Ontology annotation, biological process: translation. The transcript has 5 exons. The coding region runs from base 1 to 888 and encodes 295 amino acids. Gene Ontology annotation, cellular component: ribosome; mitochondrion.
AUGAAUCCUAGAUUCUACUUUGAAAUGCGUGUUUCAAAAUGCUAUUUACAGGUAGUUAUGCUUCCAGCCACUCAUUUCCACCGAUUAGCACGGCAUUUGAACCUACAAUCAAGCCGAAACACCUGGGUACUGAGACGUGUGUUUCAACCAGAAGUGACGCCUCCAGGUGGUAUUCAAAAGAAUCCAAACGAUUUUCACGAUUAUCAGAAGUACGAAGUCGUUGAAUUUGAAACACAAAAGCCCGCCGGCCCUAUCAAAGUUAUUCUACUCCAGGACGUUGAAGGUAUUGGGCACCAAUUCGAUGUAGUUAGUGUGGACCGAACUCUUGCACGAAAAGACUUGCUUCUCUCCAAAAAAGCUGUAUAUGCAUCACCUUUUGAUCUGAAACACUAUGCUGAUAUGAAAACGCGAAUGGCUGAUGAAUUGGCCUCCCGUAUCAGGAUUCCAUAUGAGCUGAAAGUUGUUGGCAGAGAUUUACAAAAAAUGGUUGUGCCAGUCAAAGUUAACAUGGAAAACGAAUGGACAAUCGACAAAAAACUUGUCAAGAGUUCUCUUCGUCAAAUGGGUGUUUUUGUAGCCGAAAAUACAAUAUUUCUUGCCUCAAAACCCAUUUCUGGACCGAAUUUCGACAUUGAAGCCAAAUUAUUCCGAUUUUAUAUUGUCGUAAACCAACAGUAUAUUGUACCGAUGUUAGGAAGAAUUACACAUAUUUCGGUGGAUGAAUCCAAACAGAUGAUUUCACCUGCCCUGACAACACCUCGCGACGAAGAACUGGCUCGAUACCACAUUCGUAAAGAAUUCCCACUGUACAGUAAAAGCAACGAUUCCACUGAAGAUUUCCCUGUUUUUGAGCAUAUGAAGGAACAUGCCCCGACAACAUCACAAUAA